This is a messenger RNA of Miscanthus lutarioriparius, 879 nucleotides long. NCBI's taxonomy places the organism in Eukaryota, Viridiplantae, Streptophyta, Magnoliopsida, Poales, Poaceae. The record is from the annotation of a GenBank genome assembly.
AUGCAAAAUAUUGAUUUGGGAGGUGGGCUUGUGGAGACUGAUGCUCCAAAAUUUAAGGUUUGCAAGGGUAAGGGUACCACUACUGUUACCCUUGAUUUUGAUGAUUCUAAUGAUGAUGUAUUUGAUGAAGAGGUUGAAAACGCCUGGGCUUCUCGUCUUACUGAGUCUACCAUUGAUGUGAACACUGGUGAGAAAGUUGCAUGUCAACUUGAAAAGGGUGUUUCCACAGAUGAUUUUUUUCCUGAUCCCUCAUCUAAGGAGACAACUGUUGAUAUUGGGAAAAUGAAGGAUGUGGCUCAGGAGCCUGCUACUCCUGCAGAAGCCUUGGAAACAAUUCCUGGUGGAGUUGACUUUGAGGCAUAUAUGAGAUGCAUGGAGUACUGCCAAGCUCAAGGUGUGAAUUUAGACACUUUUAAAUUUGUAGGGAUUAUCUUGGACAAACUUCACAUUAUGCCAAGGAAGUUAGAGCUAAAGUUGUCAAAGUAUAUUAAUGAUGCCUUCAUAGUUCCUGAUGCUGAUGAGGCUCAACUUGCUAGGAAAUCUUCCCUUGAGUUGGCAGAUGCAAGUGUUACCAUGAUUUACAAGAAUGGUCUUUUGCAAAGGAGUGUCCGUAAAUCUCUUGAAGAAGAUGUGAAGAAUGCGGCACUUCAUGAGAAAAGUUUGCUUGAGGAGAUUAAAUCUUUAAAAUCUCAGCUUGCUGCUAAAGAAAAAGAAAGAGUAGAAACAGUUGAAGCUCUACAUAAUAUGGAGUCAAGGUGUAUCUCCGUUGAGGCCAAGCUUGAGACAAAGAUUGAAGAUUUGGAUAAUUUAAAGAAAGAUUUUGAUAAGAUUGUAAAGGAGAAAAAUUAUCUUAAGAAGUUGGUGUUAUGCCAUUGUUAA